This is a messenger RNA of Clupea harengus (Atlantic herring), 2625 nucleotides long. Its product is annotated as protocadherin beta-16-like. The record is from RefSeq and is a predicted model, not a curated record. Gene Ontology annotation, cellular component: plasma membrane. Gene Ontology annotation, biological process: homophilic cell-cell adhesion. Lineage: Eukaryota; Metazoa; Chordata; Actinopteri; Clupeiformes; Clupeidae. Gene Ontology annotation, molecular function: calcium ion binding.
CAUUCAUUCUCUUUCUGUGUGAGCAGCAUCGUAGCGCCGUGGCAGUCAUUGGAGUCGUUUAACUGGGUUUUGGUUCUACAUAACGAUGUGCAGUUGGUCUGUUUCUGUUUGUUUAUCGUAAAACGGAUUUUACUCUCAGAUUUCUGUGUUGCAUUCGGAGCUCAAAGAGUCACAAUGGACAUAUAUUCGACUGUAGGCGCAUGGAAGAGGUACGUCUCGUUCUUUCUUCUGUUCUUACCGAUGUUGACGUCUGUGUUUGCCGUAACUCACUAUUCAGUUCCCGAGGAAAUGGAAGUAGGAUCGGUUGUUGCAAAUCUAGCGGCGGAUUUGGGACUGGAUGCAAAAACACUGAGUAGACGGAAGAUAAGGCUUGACAUAAUUGCGAAUAAGAAAUACAUGGAGGUGAACAAAGAAACAGGCGAGCUGUUCAUUUUAGAGAAAAUGGACCGAGAGUACUUAUGCACUUCUAAGACAACAUGCUUUUUAAAAAUGGAGGUCAUUUUAGACAAUCCAGUGCGAAUAUUUAACAUAGAAUUAGAAAUUACUGAUAUAAACGAUAAUUCGCCAUCUUUUCGCCGGGAUACAAUCCAUUUGGAUAUCUCCGAGUCCACUCCUGCGGGUGAGCGUUUCUCGCUUAGCAAUGCUGUAGACCCUGAUAUUGGAAUAAAUUCAAUAAAAAACUAUUACUUAAGUGAAAGUUCAGAUUUUGACAUUGAGAUACAGACAGGUCGCGAUGGAUCCAAAUUCGCCGAUUUAAUUUUGAAGAAAGCUUUAGAUCGUGAAGAACAGGCUCUUCAUAAUCUCGUGCUUAUUGCUGUAGACGGCGGUAUCCCUGCGCGCUCUGGUACAGCCAGCAUCAUUGUUCGUGUGCUUGACACUAACGACAACGCCCCUAGGUUUGACAAGGAAAGCUACACAAUAAGUCUCCCCGAAAACUCUCCAAUAGGUAGCCUGGUAGUUAAGCUAAAUGCAACAGACUUAGACGAGGGAGCUAAUGCAGAGAUUAUUUACUCGUACAGUCUCUAUACAUCUGAGAAAACACAAGAGGCGUUUGGUUUAAAUCAAAAUAAUGGUGAAAUCAGAGUUAAAGAAAUGAUAAAUUACGAAGAUUUCAGAAUUUAUGAUAUGGAGAUCAUUGCAAGGGAUAAGGGAGCUAAUUCUCUAUCCGGCCAAUGUAAAAUAACAGUUCUGAUCACAGACAUGAAUGACAACCAUCCUGACAUAUCCAUUAAAUCUUUCCAAAACCCUAUUAAAGAGAACGUGGCAGUAGAUACUGUAAUUGCGGUGGUCAGUGUUAGUGAUAAAGAUUCAGAGGACAAUGGUGUAGUUGAUAUUCAUAUCCCUAAUAAUUUACCCUUUGCAUUAAGGGAAUCUUCAGAUAAUUAUUAUGAGCUUAUUGUGUCAGAGCCACUGGAUCGCGAAAAAGUUCCAGAAUAUGAUAUCACUUUUACAGUGAUAGAUAGAGGCUCUCCACCGUUAUCAGAUAAUGAAACAAUCACAUUAGAAUUGCUCGAUGUUAAUGACAACGUGCCUCAGUUUCCGAAACCAUUCUACACCAUACCAGUUGCGGAAAACAACGCACCGGGUGCUUUGUUGGGCUCCCUUUCGGCUUUUGAUCCAGAUCUCCAUGAAAACCAAUAUCUAGUAUAUUUCAUAAUAGAGAAGGAAAUCGCUAAUACGUCUAUGUCGAUGCUGUUCUCUAUUAACCCCGAGAAUGGGAAUCUUUACGCGUUAAAGACAUUUGACUAUGAGAUAGAGAAAGAGUUUCUUUUUCACAUCGAGGCCAGAGAUUCCGGUGUUCCUCCACUGAGCAGUAACGUGACUGUUCACAUCAUUAUCAUGGACCAGAAUGACAACACUCCGACAAUAGUUUCCCCAUGGCGCGCACAUGGCUCAGUGGUCGAAGAAAAGAUUCCGAGGUCCACUGAUAAGGGGUCUCUAGUGGCCAAAGUGAUUGCCAUUGACACGGACUCCGUGCACAACUCACGGAUAUCUUACCAGUUUCUAUUGAAUACAGAUAAUACUUUAUUCAGCCUUGAUCAAUAUAACGGGGAAAUACGGACCAUGAGAAUGUUCAGUUACAGAGACGCGCGUCACCAGCGCUUAGUGGUGAUUGCCAAAGACAAUGGAGAGCCUGCGCUCUCUGCCACUGUGACCAUCAAACUCUCCACGGUGGAGACUGCUUUGAAAUCCUACUCUGACAUGACUGAAGUUCCUUUAGAAUAUGACAUAUUUUCAGACUUAAACCUUUAUCUGGUAAUUGGACUGGGUUCAGUGUCAUUCCUGUUACUGAUCACCAUACUGGUCACCAUCGUGCUGAAGUGCCAAAAGCCAAAGCCCAGCAAAGCAGCGCCUCCUUCUAGGAACAGUGUGAUCAGUUCAGAGAGGAACUCUACCUUCGCGGAUUCUACACUGGUCUCAAACGAUGCCUACUGGUACAGCAUGUUCCUUGCGGAGACGCGUAAAGGGAAGCUAGUCGUCAGACAGCCGGCGCCAAAGGGGUCGCGGUAUGUUGUGUCCAGUUUACCAAGAGGCACAGGUCUGACGGAUACAAGUGACUCAGCAGCCUCCACAUUACAGGUGAGAAAUUAGUAUUUCAUUUUCUCUCUUUUAUGAGUGACAUAA